This is a messenger RNA of Triticum aestivum (bread wheat), 1781 nucleotides long. RefSeq names its product berberine bridge enzyme-like Cyn d 4. The transcript has a single exon. NCBI's taxonomy places the organism in Eukaryota, Viridiplantae, Streptophyta, Magnoliopsida, Poales, Poaceae. The record is from RefSeq and is a predicted model, not a curated record. Bases 30 to 1601 code for a protein of 523 amino acids. Gene Ontology annotation, molecular function: oxidoreductase activity; FAD binding.
CUCUUGCUUUGAGCGAGAGAAGCAGCAAGAUGAGUCUGCAGAGAGUCAGCGGCUGCUUAGCACUCGGGUUCAUUGUGAGCUUCUUCUCAUGCUCGGCUGCUUCCCCAUCCCCUGAUGGCUUCCUCGCGUGCCUACGCGCCAAGAGCCUACCCAGCGAGCUGGUGCACACGCAGAGCUCCGGCAACUUCACCCACGUGCUGGCCUCUUCCAUCAGGAACGCCAAGUUCUUCACCAACGCCACCGCCAGGCCGCUCUGCAUCGUCACGCCCACCGACGCCUCCCACGUCCAGGCCGCCGUGCUCUGCGGCCGCGGGCAGGGCGUGCGCCUCCGCGUGCGCAGCGGCGGGCAUGACUACGAGGGCCUCUCGUACCGCUCGGCGCGGCCUUCUUCCGAGGCGUUCGCGGUUGUCGACCUCGGCGCCAACCUCCGGGCCGUGCGCGUCAACCGGCUCGAGUCCACGGCAUGGGUCGACUCGGGCGCCACCAUCGGGGAGCUCUACUACGCCAUCGCCAAGAGCGACUCCCGGCUCGCGUUCCCGGCCGGCGAGUGCCCCACCAUCGGCGUAGGCGGCCACUUGAGCGGCGGCGGCGUCGGCAUGAUGAUGCGCAAGCACGGCCUCUCCAGCGACAAGGUUCUCGACGCCACGCUGGUCAACGCCGACGGCGAGCUCCUGGACAGGGCCGGCAUGGGGGAGGACCUCUUCUGGGCCAUUCGCGGCGGCGGCGGCGGCAGCUUUGGCAUCGUGCUCUCGUGGAAGGUCCAGCUCGUGCAUGUCCCGUCGACGGUGGUGGCGUUCAACAUCGCCAAGACGGUCGAGCAGGGCGCCGUGGACAUCCUCACGAGAUGGCAGGACAUCGCGCCGUGUCUACCCACCGACAUCACCUUAAGGGUGAUCGUGCAGGGGCAGCAGGCCAUGUUCCAGGCCCUGUACCUCGGCGGGUGCGGCUCGCUUGUGGCGAUGAUGGACGAGCAGUUCCCGGAGCUGGGCAUGACGAGCGCCGACUGCCAGGCGAUGAGCUGGGUGCAGUCGGCGGCCACGCCCUUCCUCAGCUUCGGCGGGAACGGCACGCUGGAGGAGGCGCUCCUGAACAGGACCACCGGCCUGAGCAGGUCCAACAAGGUCAUGUCGGACUACGUCCGACGCGCCAUCUCCAAGGCCGCGUGGGAAGACAUCUUCCCCUGGUUCGCCAAGGCCGGCGCCGGGUUCAUCCUGCUGGAGCCCCACGGCGGGUUCAUGGGCAGCGUCCCCGCCGCCGCGACGCCGUACCCGCACCGGAACGGCGUGCUGUACGUGAUGCAGUACCUCGUGUCGUGGCCGCAGGAGGGCGGGGACGGCGGCACGGCGGCGACGGCAUGGAUCGAGGGCCUGUACGAGUUGAUGGGACAACACGUGAGCAAGAACCCUCGGCGGGCGUACGUCAACUUCCGGGACCUGGACAUCGGGCAGAACGACGACGAGGCCGGCGGGACGUUCGAGGGCGGCGAGGCGUGGGGCGAGCGCUACUUCGUGGGCAACUACCGGCGGCUCGCGGCGGUGAAGGCCGCCGUGGAUCCAACCAACUACUUCAGCAACGAGCAGAGCAUCCCGCCGUUGCGUUGAACGCGAGACGAGGUGACCAUGCGAGCGAGCCAGAGAUGCCAUGAAUCAAUCCUUCGUCAUGGGUUGGGCGGCCAGCCGGCUACUGCCUUUUGUGUACUGAGCCGAGAUGGCGAGAUAUCAGUUUACUUUCUUUUGCUGAAUAUAAACAAUGGAGUACCAUCGAGUUGUAUUUUCGUCAAU